UAAAACUCCACUCCUCUUCCCAGCCUCUCAACCACUUUCCUUCCGGAGCCUCCCAGGUAAGCCUGUGUUUUGUCCCCUACAGCCUGGGAACGCCAGCCCCAGGAGGAGCCCACCCAUCAACCUGAACCACUAUGCCACCGAGAAGAGCGUGGCAGAGAGCAUGCUGGACGUGGCCCUCUCUGUGUCUAACGCCACGCAGCUGAAAGCGGUGCUGAAGCAGGGGCCGUCCUCUCAUCACUACACCACCCUCGUCACCCUCAUCAGCAUCUCUCUGCUUCUGCAGGUGGUCAUUGGAAUCCUCCUCAUGGUCAUUGCUCGACUGAACCUCAACGAGGUAGAAAAGCAGUGGCGACUAAACCAGCUCAACAAUGCAGCCGCCACCUUGGUCUCCAUCACCGUCGUCAUCAACGUCUUCAUCAAGGCCUUCGGGGCACAUAAGACUGGGUUCCUGGCUGCCAGGACCUCAAGGACCCCUCUCUGAACACAGCCUAGAAGGCAGGUGAGGGAGGAUGGGAGGUCCCCAGGUGGCACUUCUCACCUCUGGGGCUUUGGGCUGGGAGAGAGAGAGCCUUGCCAAGCAAAAGGGGAAGACCUGGGGCAGGGACGGGCUCUUGGAGAAGAGCUUGGCUUGGGACUCCCCAAGGUCCCCUUGUGCUCUCUCUUCUUAGGCUGGGCUUCUCUCCAGCCUGGGCUGGGUGGAGGCUGUGGUUAGUGGGGGGAAGAGGGAGAUGUGGGUUUUCUCUUUGGCACUGUCCAGCAGCCCCUACAGCUCCAAUCGUGGUCCACGGGCCAGCAGCGUCAACAAAACCACUGGGAA
This is a messenger RNA of Orcinus orca (killer whale), 817 nucleotides long. It is a transcript of the gene NINJ2, whose product is annotated as ninjurin 2. Gene Ontology annotation, cellular component: membrane. The coding region runs from base 161 to 481 and encodes 106 amino acids. The record is from RefSeq and is a predicted model, not a curated record. Lineage: Eukaryota; Metazoa; Chordata; Mammalia; Artiodactyla; Delphinidae. Gene Ontology annotation, biological process: tissue regeneration; cell adhesion. The transcript has 2 exons.